CGCGCCCUGUCUGCACCUUGGGGGCUCGGGGCUUCCUCACUGGGCGCGCCCGCCACGCCCAGACUCCGGCGGCCACUCGGAGCGCGAAGACUUUGAGGGGUAACCAGAGAGGACCCAGGGCUCAAAGUUCUUUUCAAAAGCUGCACAGGGGCUUUGGGAAAUGUAGUUCAAGGCUGGAAAAGCCCGGAUGUCGAGCGCGCGCAAGGAGGCUGCGGCUUCAAAGACUGAGCCGCAGAGACACUUGGGAGGUACAGCUCGCGCGGGAGUACGCAGGCGCAGACCGCUGGCCAGUGGUCGAAGGUGGGUAGUCUCUGGCUGGAAUGGAUUGGGAGCUGGAAAACAAGAGACAAGAAGUUAGGGACAAGAAGAGGCUAACAUGAUUGGUACCAUUAUAAUUUAUUGUAAGUCAUCUCUUACCUUCUGAGAGAACCCACUGCUGGGAACUUCCAGAUACACUUCCCUUCUUAUGGGUACAGCCACUUCUCCAGCUGUCUUCUCAAUGUUUCCUCUGGGCAUGCAGUUGGCCACCUGCUCUGGUGGGUCUUGUUGUCUCUCCAGUGAGUCCUCUUGGACAAGAGAAUCCAAGCCAUUCCAGGCAGGCUCCAUCCAUGGGUUGCCCAUCUAGAGCUCAGGAACUGCCUCUUUUCCAAAGAGGAACCCAAAGGAAGACUGGUCACCUCUUGCAAAUCUCAAAACCAUGGCUCAGGCAUCAGUGUCAUUCAAAGAUGUGACUGUUGACUUCUCUCGGGAGGAGUGGCAGCACCUGGAUCCUGCUCAGAAGACUCUCUACAUGGAUGUGAUGUUGGAAAACUAUUGCCACCUCAUCUCUGUAGGGUGUCACAUGACCAAACCUGAUGUGAUCCUCAAGUUAGAACGAGGAGAAGAGCCAUGGACAUCAUUUACAGGUCAUACCUGCUUAGAAGAAAAUUGGAAAGAUGAAGACUUUUUAGUGAAAUUCAAGGAAUACCAAGAUAAGUUUUCUAGAUCAGUUGUAUUCAUCAACCACAAAAAACUGAUUAAAGAGAACAGUAAUGCAUAUGAAAAGACAUUUACUUUAAGCAAAAACCCUAUUAAUUCAAAAAAUCUACCUCCUGAAUAUGAUACUCAUGGAAAGAUUUUUAAAAAUGUUUCAGAAUUAAUCAUCAGUAAUAUAAGUCCUGCAAGAAAGAGACUUAGUGAGUAUAAUGGAUAUGGGAAAUCACUUCUCAAUACUAAACCAGAGACAGCUCAACCUGGAGUCAAAUCCCAUAAUCAGCGUGGCAGGGUUGUCAGUCAUAAUGACGUACUUAUACAAUAUCAUAAGGUGGAAACUCCAGCACAGCCAUUUGGAUAUAAUGACUGUGAGAAAGCCUUCCUUAAAAAAGGAGAAUUAAUUACACAUAAUAGAGCUUACAUAAGGGAAAACCCAUCUGAAUAUAAUAAAAGGAGAAGAACAACGAAUAUUGAAAAAAAACAUACAUGCACUGAAUGUGGGAAGUCCUUCUGCAGGAAGUCAGUAUUGAUUCUGCACCAGGGAAUUCACACAGAGGAAAAACCCUAUCAGUGCCAUCAAUGUGGAAAUUCAUUUAGAAGGAAGUCAUAUCUCAUUGAUCAUCAAAGAACUCACACAGGAGAGAAACCCUUUGUUUGUAAUGAAUGUGGUAAGUCCUUCCGCCUAAAGACAGCCCUCACUGAUCAUCAGAGAACACAUACAGGGGAAAAAUCAUACGAAUGUCCACAGUGUAGGAAUGCCUUCAGAUUGAAGUCACACCUCAUACGUCAUCAGAGAACUCAUACAGGAGAGAAACCAUAUGAGUGUAAUGACUGUGGGAAGUCCUUCCGCCAGAAGACAACACUCUCUCUACAUCAGAGAAUUCAUACAGGAGAGAAACCCUAUAUUUGUAAAGAAUGUGGGAAGUCCUUUCACCAGAAGGCAAACCUUACUGUACAUCAGAGAACUCAUACGGGGGAAAAGCCCUAUAUUUGUAAUGAAUGUGGGAAAUCAUUCUCCCAGAAGACAACCCUCGCUCUUCAUGAGAAGACUCAUAAUGAGGAGAAACCCUAUAUUUGUAAUGAAUGUGGGAAGUCCUUUCGCCAAAAGACAACCCUUGUGGCACAUCAGAGAACACAUACAGGGGAAAAAUCCUAUGAAUGUCCUCACUGUGGGAAGGCCUUUAGAAUGAAGUCAUACCUCAUUGAUCAUCACAGAACUCACACAGGAGAAAAACCAUAUGAAUGUAAUGAAUGUGGGAAAUCCUUCAGUCAGAAGACAAAUCUGAAUCUGCAUCAGAGAAUUCAUACAGGAGAGAAACCCUAUAUUUGUAAUGAAUGUGGGAAGUCCUUUCGCCAGAAAGCAACUCUCACUGUACAUCAAAAGAUACAUACAGGACAGAAAUCCUACGAAUGUCCUCAGUGUGGGAAAGCCUUUAGCAGGAAGUCAUAUCUCAUUCAUCAUCAAAGAACUCAUACAGGAGAGAAACCAUAUAAAUGUAAUGAAUGUGGGAAGUGCUUCCGCCAGAAAACAAAUCUCAUUGUACAUCAGAGAACUCACACAGGAGAGAAACCCUAUAUUUGUAAUGAGUGUAGUAAGUCCUUCAGUUAUAAGAGAAACCUCAUUGUCCAUCAGAGAACUCACAAGGGAGAAAACAUAGAAAUUCAAUAAAUGAUGUGAUCUCUUUGUGAAGCCUUUCCAAGUUAUUGUAAAACUUUAGUUUAAGGAAAAAAAGCAUGCUAAAACAUUUUAAUAAGGUAAUUUUAAUCACAAAUGUAAUAGUAGUUAAAGUACCAACCACAGAACUGUCUGCUGUUUACUAGCACAUGUAAUGGAUAUGAUCAUUGUUAUCGAACUUUAUCAGAAAUGAAGCUAAUUUUUUAAGUUUUCAAGUUCUGUUCGCUUAGAUUAUUUUUUUAAAGUGCUUACAUAAUAUAUGCAGAGGCAAGAUACAAAAUGGUUAUAAUAUCAGUCUCCAUAAAAGAAAGAAAGUAUGAAAUAUAUUUCUCCUUGUGCUCUGGAAUAAAGAAUAACUGUUAUUUCCCCAAAGAUUACCAUGUCCCUGGCUUAUAACAUCAUGAAGCAGUCUUUGCAUGUCUAAAUUUUAUGUUUUAUCAUAUAUCAUGAAUUAUUUUGUGUCUUGUCUCAACAUUUUUAAGAUUCAUACAUUAUUGCAUGUGGCAGUAAUGUAUUCAUUUUCACUGUGCAUACUUUUCCAUUUUAAGAAUAUACCACUAUUUAUCCUCUUGAUGGAUGUUUGUAUUUUUAUAAAUUUGUGUUGUAAUAAAAAUACUGCUCUAAAUGCUGUAAAUAUUCUGUGUAUGUGUGUAUGUAUAUUUCUGUUGAUCUUAUAGUAAGAUGAAUUACUCAGUCCAAGGGUGUAUGUAAGUUUUUUUCAGCUAUGGUAGAUACUGCCAAACAUCUCAGACCUUUCUUAAUAUGAGGUGAUUAACUUUGGAAAGUAACAGCUCUGAUUGUAAGCAAUGUGGAGAAAGGUCUUUAGCAGUCAUUCAACUAGAGAAUUUUACUUUAAAAAAUCCAUAUAAUAUUGUAAUUGUAAGAAGACUGUUAGUCAUGAAUAUCUGAAUGUAACAAAUCUAGAAAGACUCGCUAUGGCUUAAAUUACACAAAGCUAGAGAAUUCAUAUCGGAACGAAUCCUAUAGUUGUCAUGAUUAUAGGAAUACUUUUAGCCAUAGCAUACACCUUAUUUAACACCAUAGAAUUCAUACUAGAGAAAGGGAGGUUAAGAAAUGACAAAGAUGAGUAAAACUUGGGAAUAUAAGUCACAGUAGACAGAAUUGUGAAAUAACACACACACACACACACACACACACACACACAACUAAGCCUUUUAUAUAUUUAUCUCAGGAAGUGUGGGUCUCAAUUCCCAAUGGAAAAAUCACUGGAGAGAUAUUGAUGUUUUAGAAUUGGAAAUCUGCUAAAACACUAAUGUCUAUAGCAUCUUUUCUAUGAAAAUAGUAAGUUCAACACCUUGAACAGUUUUACUGAAGGCCCUUGAUUAUUUGUAACAUAUGUUUACUACAUAUAUUGUUACUGUGUAUAAUAAAAUGCAUUUAAAAUUUAAAUAAGCUUAUCCCCCACCCCCAAUUUGGGCCCUCUGCCUUACAGAAAGGGACAGCAAUUGCCAGUGGAUAGUAAAUGGAAACCUGCUUGUCCAGGGCUUGUAGAUAAUUUGAGAGAGAAAAACAAAAAACGACAGUGGGUAAUGAGGAAAUUCAGACAUGACAAAUAUUUAGACUUCAAAGGGUCUAAAAAUUAUAGUGCCUUGUCUGACCAGACAGAACUUUGUGAAAUUUAGCCUUUACUAGUAACUAUUUACAUUUAGAGGAUUUGUUUGUUUCAUUUUGUGGUUUCUUUUUGAGGGCAGGAUGAACAUACUAAAAAUAAGUAGGUAAGAUUACAGGGUCUAUAUUCAUAACCAUGAGAACCUGGUAAUAGUUUCAUUUGAAUAAAUCUAUAUUUGUAUAUGAAUUAAUACUAUUUAUUAUAUGUUAACAAUGGCAACUAACAAGAAUUAUACUCAAGACGGAGGAUGCAAAUCUACCCUUUUUCCUGGAUAUUUAAUGAUAGGGGAGGUGUGGUAUAACUGAAUCUGUUCUAACCUCAACCAACCAAUGUUGGGACUGUGAGUCACUUUUUCUUGGAUAUUCUACUCUCCUUUGUUUCGUCUCAUAUGUAUUUCUGUGGCUGUCACAAAAAUAUAAUUUAUCUGGCAUACCUACAUGUUCUAUCCUGCCUCUUGAUUUACUGAUUAUAUUAUGAAAUAGCCAUGUUUUAUUUGCAGUAGAGCAUUGUAUGCAUAUUCUUAGUUUAUUUUUAUACAUAGUACAUAAUAUUCAUGUUUUAUAGGUCUUGUGUAUGAUAUACUAGAAAUUCUGGUGUACUAACAGACAGUGUUUUAAAUGGCUAAGCUUAAAAGUACAAUUAUGAACUCACAGAUGAUUAGGCUGUUUUCUUACCUAAAAGAACUUCCAGUAUAGGAGGUUAUAUAAACAAGUCAUAAAAGUAUUUGGAUAGUAAUCCUUGAGAAUCUCUACAUAUUUAUGCUCUUAGCUAUUUCCCAAGAUCUCCCCAAUUUCUACUAUCAUAGUUACUAUACCCACCAAAAUAUAUGUCACUUAUAGGGGGAGAUGGAAUGGGGUGUUAUUAGAAGAGAUACAUUGCUACUGUAUUCAUUGUAAUGAAAUUUUUAAAAAUGAGUAGGCCAGUCCCAGACUCCUUUGGCAUCCGAGGACAAACAGCAAAUAUCCCAAAUCUAUAUGUCACAUUUUAAACUUUCCUUAUUCCCAAUCCUAUAUUAAUCCCUCCUCAUGCAAAUCUCUGGGAUAUAAUAUAUCUCAGCUGAAGAGGGAAGGGGCAAAAAAGAUAUUAUGCAAAUGUUUGGCUGUAAAAAGUUACCCUACUUGAAGUGUCUCUGCAAAAAUUCAAAGUAAUGGCAGAUGCCAUUUUCUGUAUGAUUUUUCUGUUUUUAAAUUUAUAAUUUUUAACUUCCAUUUGAAAUCAUAUCCACUAAAUUUAAUUUUAUAAAUGUG
Lynx canadensis (Canada lynx) is the source of this 5524-nucleotide messenger RNA. RefSeq names its product zinc finger protein 567 (gene ZNF567). The record is from RefSeq and is a predicted model, not a curated record. NCBI's taxonomy places the organism in Eukaryota, Metazoa, Chordata, Mammalia, Carnivora, Felidae. Bases 698 to 2641 code for a protein of 647 amino acids. Gene Ontology annotation, biological process: negative regulation of transcription by RNA polymerase II. Gene Ontology annotation, molecular function: DNA-binding transcription repressor activity, RNA polymerase II-specific. The transcript has 6 exons.